Messenger RNA from Xenopus laevis (African clawed frog), 5630 nucleotides. RefSeq names its product histone-lysine N-methyltransferase SETD5 (gene setd5.S). The coding region runs from base 391 to 4746 and encodes 1451 amino acids. NCBI's taxonomy places the organism in Eukaryota, Metazoa, Chordata, Amphibia, Anura, Pipidae. The transcript has 24 exons. The record is from RefSeq and is a predicted model, not a curated record.
GGGCCGCUGGCAUGGUACCCUGAACGCUCACCCCCCAAGCACAAACAUUCUACCUGGGAGUCUCAGCGGCGCCGCCUGACGCUUGGAGCUGGGCUGUGAAGCUCAGGAAACACCGCGGCUUCACUUGAGGCCUACAAGUUUAUUUUUCGUUGUGGGAUACUUUGGGACUGUUGUUUAUUGACGGAACUAAGUCGUAUAGGCCGCUCCAAGAGCGGGUCUCCGGAGGACUGGGUCUAAAGAGAUUACUGGGACUUCACGGCCAUUGGCCUGUCUAAAGGUUUCCUCAUGUCCGUGAAGUGUCUUUCGAGGAUCUGCGGCUUCCCGCCCUUGGUGUGGUCAGUCGUUGCGAUUCCGACCCCGUGAUUCUCUCCGACUGCAGUGCCGGACGUCAUGAGCAUUGCAAUCCCUCUGGGAGUCACCACACCAGAUACAUCCUAUUCAGACAUGGCCGCCGGUUCAGACCCUGAAUCAGUAGAAGCUAGCCCAGCUGUCAGUGGGAAAACGGUUUACGCUACCCACAAUUACCCUGGCACCCAGAGUCAUGGCUACAGAGGCCUGCCAUAUGCAGUAAGUAUGGACCACAACUAUGGUGCCCCUCCUCCACCUACACCUCCUGCAUCACCACCUGUCCAAGCAGUCAUCCCUCGAGCAGAGCACAAUGGGAUUCACUCACCAGACGAGGAGGAGAACACUGGGGAGAGCGAUAGCUCCUCGGAGGGAGAAGACAUUACCAACUGGUGCCAGUGCAGCCUCUCCCAGGAAGGGUUUCUCAUCAAGUGUGAGAAGUGCAAGGGUGCGAAUCGUGGAAAAGUCAUCCAGCUUAAUCAUAGGAAGCAGGACAAUGUCUCAGGAGGUGAAAGUAGCGCUACAGAAAGUUGGGAUGAGGAACUGUCUCCAUCCACAGUGCUGUACACGGCUACCCAACAUACACCAACCAGCAUUACUCUCACAGUCAACCGGGUUGGCAAAAAUAAAUCAAAAAAAAGAAAGAAAAGCACGGAGAAGGCUCGUACUACCCCUAAGGCAAAGAAAAUAAAGGCUUUCCGGGAAGGCUCACGCAAGUCCUUGAGAAUGAAGAAUUCUCCAUCCGAUGCUCACAUUUUGGAUGAAAACACCACGGAAGACUGGCAGAACCGGAUUCGGCUGUGGACUGACCAGUAUGAAGAAGCUUUCACCAACCAGUAUAGUGCUGAUAUGCAGAACCUGCUGGAGAGUCACGUUCGCUCUAGCAAAGAGCUUAUUGGCAAAGCUGGAGCCGUUGAAACGAUUAAAAAGACUGAGCUGGCUUCUAAUAAUACAGUUGUCGGCUCCCAAAUGCAGUUACAGUUGGGACGAGUCACCCGAGUGCAGAAACAUCGCAAGAUACUUCGGUCAGCAAAAGAUCUAGCGUCAAACACCUUCGUAAUAGAGUAUCGUGGAAAGGUCAUGCUACGGCAGCAGUUUGAGGUCAAUGGGCACUUCUUUAAGAGACCAUACCCUUUUGUGCUGUUCUAUUCCAAAUUCAACGGUUUAGAUAUGUGUGUGGAUGCCCGUACCUUUGGAAACGAUGCUCGAUUUAUAAGGAGGUCAUGUACACCUAAUGCAGAGGUUCGGCACAUGAUUUCAGAUGGUAUGGUCCAUCUUUGUAUUUAUACUGUUGCUGCUAUUGCAAAAGAUGCUGAAGUCACCAUUGCCUUCGAUUAUGAUUACAGUAACUGUAAUUAUAAAGUGGACUGUGCAUGUCACAAAGGCAAUCGAAGCUGUCCUAUUCUGAAGAGGAAUCCUAUUCCUUUAGACCUGCCUCCACCAGCCACUCCUCCUGUGUUAUCCAUCGGUGCAGAAACUAGACGAAGGAAAGCCCAGCGGAAAGAGCUUGAGCUGCAGGGCUGUACUGAGGACCGUGCAAACCAUCAAACAGGAGAGCAGCCAAAAACUCCUGUUGCAGAUACAGCCACUUGUGAUCAAGAGGUGCGGGAGGAGAAGAAGGCAGAGCCUGCUGUUCCUGUGGUUGAGGAGAGGAGGAGAAAACGUAAAGAUCCAGCGUUGCAGCAAACUCUUCCUGAACCUGAGGUCCCAUCUACUGUUGAAGAUGUUAAGCCAUCAGAGGAGUCCUCUCCUGUUGAAGCUACAGAUCCUGAGGCUGAAAGUAUGGUGGCAAAAGAGACUUCUUCUAACAAUGUUGGAGUAAACACACGAAGAUCUUCACAGCCAGCGGAAGUUGUGGCGGAGAAAUCCGCUGCGAAACCAGUUCCACCAAAAUCCACCCGGCCCCGACCAAAGAGUCGCAUGUCUCGCUAUCGAAGUGCUUCAGCGCAGAGGCUUAGAAGACAGAGGCAAGCGGUGGCACAGCAGGCUGAACAAGGUCAUACAGUUGCUGAGGAAGGAUCAGUAACAUCAUCUGCAACAGCCACAGAUUUAGGAGCAGCCGAAAGUGAAGGGCAGAGUGGCAACCCUCAGGGUGCAGACUCACCAGCAGUUUCGCAGGCAACAUCUCAGCCUGUCCGAGCUAACCUGAAAUACCACAAAACUAAAAAGUACUCGGUUACAGAAUGGCUCAAUGACAAGGUGGAGAAGGACGAUUGUCCUAUUGACCACCCUUUGCGGAUUACCACGGAUCCAACUGUUCUGGCAACCACACUUAACAUGCUGCCUGGGUUGUCUCAUUCUCCUUCCAUUUGUAUUGCUCCCAAACACUACAUACGUUUUGUAUCUCCUUUCAUGCCGGAACGACGGAGAAGGCCAUCAAAAGCAGACGGAACCUAUGGCUCCUGUAAAAAGAGAUGGAUGAAACAAGCCAUGGAUGAUCUGAAAACUCAGCCCGUCAGCCCCCCACAGGAAAAAACCCAAACUCUAUACCAAAGCAAUGAGGGCAGCCUCUCUUCCACCAACAAUAUAGGUUUGACGGCCCCUUUUAAAAAAUGGAAGUUGAAAUAUAUCCUGGAAGAAAACUCUGGCACCUUAACAAGUCCUCUGUCGUUUGUCACACCUCCCCUGCUCCCAAACUCCUCAACCACAGACUCCCUAAGUCCACUGCAAACAACACCAAGCUCUUCCCUACCUGGGGAAGAAGAAUCACGGUUUGGAUAUGGACUUAUGUUCUCUCCGAUUCCUUCCCUUGCUGCUAGCCGCUGUAAUACUCCACUACAGUUUGAGAACAUAUCCUCCCCAGAGACCUCCCCAGCGCAUAGGCCCGAGUCCCUGUCACCAGAGCCUUGUCUGCAGCCAGACCUGGAGAUUCAGAAAGCUGGUUUCUUGGAUUCCACCGUUGAGAUCUGCCCAGAUCAAUCAUCAUUCAGCACUGGUCUCUCUGAAUUAGCUGGUCAGUCCCCCAGCACAUCUAUAACAUAUGGUGGAGCAUCAGACAAUAACUUAAUGGGGAAAGGUUCAGAAGGGUCCACGCUGCUAAGGACAUCAGAACAGUCUGUCCGGACAGAAUUCAAUUUAAUGUAUGCCUUCUCCCCCUUGAAUGCUAUGCCUCGCGCUGAUGGCUCAUUACGAGGGUCCCCUCUUGUUGGGGAAAGGAAAACUUCACAAUCAGAGGCUUAUUGUGGCUCUCCGGUAGAGGCCUACCAUGGACGACUUGGCACAGGGCUUUUGAAAGAGGUGGCACAGGGUUCAAUGUCUCCAUGCAGUGAAAGACUUUGUGAUGGUAUUCGAUCAUCUCCGCAAAACCCACCACAAAGGAAAAAGGUGUCCCUGCUAGAAUAUCGCAAGCGAAAACAGGAGGCAAAAGAGGUGACUUCUUCCCCUGGCAGAGAUUUGUUUCGCUGUGUGGGGACCCCAACUCGCCAGAACAGUAAUGGGUCUUUUUCUGACACGGACUUGUCAAGUUCCCUGCACCUUCAGGCUCAGUCUUCUCCACAUAGCGGGUUCUCUUCUCCUGCCCAUCCCUCAAUGCCUCAGAUAGAGGACGUCAGCCCUCCAGACACAAAGACUUCAGGGUCGUCUCAUUGCAAGCAUUCUGAGAACAUCAGCAGCAGGUGGAUGGUCCCAACUUCAGUGGAACGGCUGCGCGAGGGGCAGAGCAUUCUGCAAAGGGUUUUAGGUAGUGGGGUGAAGGUCUCGCACCUUGGAGAACCUUCCCCUUCCAGAGACACCACUGCAGAUAGAGACCCAGAGGAGGGAGACCCAGAGAUGCCUAGCAUGGCUGUCACCAAAGGACCAAUUGUUUAUAGCCCUUCCAGAUACAGUUACCAGCAAGUCCUCCAGUGUGACAGUCCUCAACCGGAAUCCCUCAACCUCCUUUCUCAGAGUUCAUCCCCCUUCCGAGGACCCUCAGCACAGUCCCUCGGCUGCAACUAUCGGACACCUCAAAGAGCAGGACAUUCGUUGUCCGAUUCCUCUGUAAUUUCUGGCUCGUACUCAAGCCCUGCUCACACUGCUUCCACGGACUCCCCAACCACCCAGUGUUCAGGUGGUUCUGGCUAUUGUAACAGCCAGCAGCUUUACGGGAGCAACGCCGGCACAAGCCAGCCAAGGAAGAGCUUCCAUCACAGAGGCCCCAGCUGUGAGGCAAGUCCAGCUCAGUUGCUCAGGACAGACUCUUUACCCACAGACUCUCAGCCGAGCACUGGGGCAUCUAGCAACUCCAGCACCACACAAGGAUCAAGAACAGACUCACGAACUAUUACGCUGCCCAGCCCUGGACUCCAAAGUUCCAGGAUAUCGGCAAUGUCCAGUCCCCCGCAACGUGUUCCUGGGGUGCAACAGUACAGGCUGCAGCAGGUUCAAGGAUCAGGAGUGAAGUCUCAGACUGGCUUUUCCUAGAACUGAUAUUUAAGUGAGAACCAGGACAGCACUAGCCCAUCAGCCAUUCCGAUUCCCUCCACAAGAUGGUUGGGAUAAUUAAUGGCUCUGGCCAGCACCUAAGGAGCUGGGUUGUAUGAGUCUUAGACUUGAAGCAGGUGGAAAGUAGCCUUGUGAGUAGCGUACGCCCCUACUUCCCACACACACAAACAUUGCAGAGACUUCACAAACCAUGAUCACAGGAACGAUGCGAAUAUUUAGCAUCAUUCGAUUAUUUUUUUUUUUUUUAUGUCACCAGAAAUCUCCUUUAGUCUCUUGUGCAGUAAGGACAAUUUUUUUUUUUACAUGAUUAAAAAAACAAAACAAAAUUCUUCAAAUUAAAAGUGAAAUUCAAAGCGGAAGGAGAAGGAGUUUAAAGAAGCACCUAUAUUUGUAGCAUCGGGUUAUAACAUGUUGGGAGCGGGGAGGGGGCAGCAACAUUUGGGUGGGCUGGCAUCUUUUAUGGCCAUUCAUUCCAGGCGCGCGCACAUUUGUUCACCAUUCGCUUUGUUUUGGGGGGUCACCACUUCUGAUAGGAUGUAAGCAUUGUUGCAGAGGAUUAAUGAAACUGAUUUUGCUUUUUUUUUUUUUUUUUUUUUGUUGGUGUUUUUUUUUAAUUGUAUUAUGAUAUACACAGAACAGAUAGCACUGUAAAUCUGUAAAGGGCUUGUAAGUUUCUGUGUUUAGCAUUUUUUUUUUAUCAAAAACCUAUAAUGCCGAGCAAACUACAGGAAAGAAGUGUUCCACCAAAUCCAGAUUGUUUAAAUUGCCACUAUAAUGUUUGUUUUCUAAAGAAUUGUACUUCCUACAAGUGAAUAUACUAGCAUAGUUUCUGUAUCUUUCUGUACAGGCUAUGAGACAUUCUA